CUUCCGAUGGUCCGAAAGACCGGCGUCAUUUCCCUCUCCUGCAUUAUAGCAUACGCUCGGUGGCGAGUGUGGUGCGUAUGAAGUGAUAUUGAAUUUCAUAUACGUAAGAAAAAUAGUGUCAAGCGGCUGACUGAAUAAGCUAAACGUACUGGUUCAAGACCUCGUUCCUUUUACAACUGAUUUUGUUUAUCGUCGUCAACUGAAUUGAAGCUUUAAGUCGAGGUCGAUCGUGGACGUUGCGUUCCUUGCUUCAAUAUGUACACGCGAAGCAGACAAAGCCAGCAAAACUACGGCAACGGACGGAAUCCGAACAAUCCUCAAUCCCAGGGAAGCCAAGGAUCUCAAGGAUCUUACUCAAUGCCUGUACUAGUAGCUAUACAACAAUACCGAGGAGGUGCAUUCGACCAAAGACUAGGUCGUCGGUUACCCACAUAGCAUACCCUACCGUAGGCCGUUUUCUUGGUAGUUCGUGCUGAACUCGUGCCUAAGCAAAUUUCUCAUAGAAAUGCUACGUUAUUAUAAGCAUUCUACUUGUUACCUUAAAUCCUCGAUUCUCAAACGUCUUAUUUAAAUUUAAUAAGAAAUUAUUUGGAUCUUUUAAUUUACAAUAUUUACAUCAAAAUCCUACAAUAUGAUUUUAUACCAUAAAUUUAAUAUUUUUCUAAUCUCUUUAUUUUUUAUGUAUUUUAAUUUGUCAAUAAAAAAUAAUUUUUAAUUUAUUGUUUUUUUACAAAUGUCUGUGUAAGAAACACAGUAAAACAUGCCAUUUAUUAAUAGCAAAUUUUUAAUUUCACGAACUUAGCUAAGUCAUGAGUAAAGAGACGUUGGCCACAGUAAAGGUAACAUGGUUGGUAUGAGCUAUGGGGGUAGCAUUUAAUUAUUGUAACACGAUACUAGACCUUGGUGGGGUAGCACAACCGUAGAGGUUCCUUGUGUAGCGGCGACCCACCCUAUGUUUUACAGUAUAAUACACAAGGAAACUAUCAAGCAUCGCAGCUUCAACAAAGCAAUUAUAAACAAGACAACGUACAAAACUCACAAGGAUUCAAAUCACAGCAGCAACAGCAACAACAACCAGCGCAAAUGUCAGCAACUGCGUCAGCCCGGCCUUUACCACCUAUACCACCUACACAACAACUAAAACAACAGCAGUUACAACAACAAGGACAACAGCAAAAGUUACAGCAGCAGCAACAACAACAGCAGCAAGGACAACAACAAAAGUUACAACUGCAGCAGCAGCAGCAGCAAAAAUUACUACAGCAACAACAACAGCAACAAUCGCCGCAGCAGCAAAUAAAUCAACAAGCUAUGCAACAGCAGGCACCACAGCAGCAGCAACAGCCAAUGCCGCAACGAUUGAAGCCGAUCUUGAAGCAAAGUACACCAAUUGCACAGCCGGCUGCAACUGUUGCGCAAUCUAUGACUUCUCAACCUCCUCCAAUGCCUCCAAACUCUACUAAUAAUAAUGCUGAUAUGUCGGAUGAUAAUAUAAAGAAUGACAUGGAUGUUGAUAUGCAAGAUGCCCAACCAAGAUGGCGAAGAAAGAUACCUGGAUUUAAAGUAAAUAAGAAAUUGAAACGUCUUCGUAUGAAUCAACGUCUAAGAAAAACUUUACAACCCAAAAACGCAAUCAUGGUAUUAAACGAGAUGAAAGCUGGAGUUCAAUUUACAUUCCCUGAAUCACAAGGACCUAUGCCAAAUUCGCUUUAUCUCGUUCAUGCUGAACUUGAUGGUAAAACUUAUGUUGGACAAGGAUUAUCUAAACCACUUGCUCGUCAAAAUGCUGCAGAAAAUGCAUUAAAGGCUUUAUUACUUGAAAAAAUGACAGCAGCAUCUAUGAAAGCACGUCUAGAUGCUGAAUCAGAUGGACAAACUACUAAUAUACCUAUGGAUGGAAUAAAAGAAGAUAGUAAUGACGAUAGCAGUACUGCUAUGGACACUGCUACUGAAGAUGAAAUUCCAUGGAGUUCAUUGGCCAGUUUUGCACUUUAUAAGCUUUUCCUUGAAUGGCAUAAUCAGGGAACAUCAGUUCCAGUCCCACGACCUGGUUUACCAAAUGCAAAAGGAGUCAAAAAAGACUCAACUCUUACUGCUGCAAAAACUCCUGCUCAAAAGGAACUCCCACCCAAUCCUACGAGUAUACAUCCAGUUAUGUUACUGAACCAAAUGAGACCUGGACUAACAUAUACAGAGCUGAGCCGUGUUGGUAACCCACCAAAUACAAUGUUUACUCUGGCCGUUGAAAUUGGUGGAGUUGAAUAUUCAGGAACAGCUAAAAACAAAAAAGAUGCCAAGAAAGCAGCAGCUAAAUCAGCAUUACUGGCAUUAUAUAACUUAGCCUAUCCAGAGGAUACUUCUAAAGAAUUAACGGCAAUUGGUUAAAGUGAACAUUACCUAAUACAAACUCUUCAAAGAUGAUGUUACACUCAGAUUAGUUUUUUUUUUUUUUUACUUUUAGUCACAAAGUAUCAGUAAUUAUUUUUAAUGAUUUGAUGACAAUUCCACCUAUGAGCUAAUUCUGUCAUUUAUCCAUAUUGACAAUCUUGAAUGUUUUUGCGUUUUAUUUUGUAUUUCAUCUUCGUACAUGAUAAAUGUAUGCGUAAUGAUGAAAUUAUUAUAUGAUCGUUGUCAUGUCAAAAUACAAAUAUACAAAUUAUGAAUCACAUGAUUCAAAUAAUUCAAUAACACCUGAUUUCUUGUAACAUUAUUUUGUCUUGUAUAUUUUUUAGUCUAUAUAUUUUUCAAAAAUCAAUGUAUCCAACAUAGACUAGAAAAAAAUUAUAUAACUAAAUCCUUAAUUUUUAUUGUGUAUACAUAUUAAAAAUUUAAUUAUAUAUACAUAUAUAAUUGAAUUUGCAUUAUAUAAUUAAAUAUAUAAUUUGAUAUUUUUAAUGACGUUUGGAAUAAUUACAGAAAGAAUAAUAUUACAAGAAGUUGGACACAUUAAAUCAAUUUUUUUACCUUUUUUUUCAUGAUUAAUACAAAUAUAAUAGCUUGUCAAUGAAAUGAUUAAUGAAACACCGAUUAGAAUGCAUUGUAGCUUAUAUUUUUUGGUAUAGAAAUCUAGUAAUAAUUUCACACACAUUUAGAAUUUGAAAGAAAAAUUUUACCAUAAGUAAUUUACAUCGUAUUAGCAAAGUGUUCUUCACAAUAAGCAAAUUAUAAUUUUUAUUAUAAUCACAUUUCAAUUAUUGCAAUAAUAACAAUGGUUACAUAACCCAUUGUUUUAUUACGUAGUGUUAAUAUACUGUUAAAACAGUAUUGUAAUGAAUGUAUUAAACAUUAAUGUAUUCACAAUAAAAUAUUAACUUUACAAACGGCA
Solenopsis invicta (red fire ant) is the source of this 3325-nucleotide messenger RNA. Its product is annotated as interleukin enhancer-binding factor 3. NCBI's taxonomy places the organism in Eukaryota, Metazoa, Arthropoda, Insecta, Hymenoptera, Formicidae. The transcript is spliced from 6 exons. Gene Ontology annotation, cellular component: cytoplasm; nucleolus. Bases 1084 to 2385 code for a protein of 433 amino acids. Gene Ontology annotation, molecular function: tRNA-specific adenosine deaminase activity; double-stranded RNA binding; double-stranded RNA adenosine deaminase activity. The record is from RefSeq and is a predicted model, not a curated record. Gene Ontology annotation, biological process: RNA processing; adenosine to inosine editing.